Molecule: messenger RNA, 2148 nt
Organism: Prunus armeniaca (apricot)
Lineage: Eukaryota; Viridiplantae; Streptophyta; Magnoliopsida; Rosales; Rosaceae
Source: the annotation of a GenBank genome assembly
AUGGAAGCUCCAACUCCGCCUUCGCCUACAGAGCUCGACGCGGCGGAGAGGAUUAUUCUCCUGUGGGACUCGACGGCCUCUGAAGAAGCCAGGGAACGAAUGAUAUUCGAAGGCCACCGCGACGAAGUCGAUCGCUACUUGCAGGCCGUCGAUGAAAUCCAACGCUCCAUGUCCUCCGCCUCCCUCGUCUCCGACGACGACCAGGCCAAGCUCAACUCCGCCAUCCAGAUCGCCAUGGCGAGGCUCGAGGACGAGUUCCGCAACAUCCUCCUCAACCACACCUCUCCCAUCGAGCCAGACUCACUCACCUCCGCCGAUCCGAGCUCGUCCACUCACUCCUCCGCAGCUGAUUCGACCUCCGAGUUCGAGGAUUUCUCUCCCGAAGACGACUCCGGUUUGACCACUCCCAAGGCCUCCUCCGCCUCCGUCGGCGACGCCGACGAGCUGCUUCAGCGUGGCGAUUCGUCGAACACUUGCAGCUACAGGUCCACCAGCAGCAUCCGUGAGCUCGAUCUCAUCCCCUCCGAUGCCGUCGUCGAUCUCCGCAACAUCGCCGAGCGGAUGAUCGCCGCCGGUUACCUCCGCGCGUGUAUUCAGGUGUACGGUGGAGUACGGAAGUCCGCAGUAGACUCGAGUUUCCGAAGGCUAAAGAUUGAGAAGUUGAGCAUCGGCGAUGUUCAGAGGCUUCAGUGGGAGCAGCUCGAGGCCAAGAUCCGACGCUGGAUACGCGCCGCCAAGGCCUGCGUCAGGAUCGUCUUUGCCUCGGAGAAAAAGCUCUGCGAGCAAAUCUUCAACGGCAUCGGCACCGCCAUUGACGACGCUUGCUUCAUGGAAACAGUGAAGGAGCCCGCGAUUCAGCUCUUCAACUUCGCAGAGGCGAUCAGCAUCAGCCGGAGGUCGCCGGAGAAACUCUUCAAGAUUCUCGACUUGCACGACGCUCUAAUGGACUUGAUGCCGGAUAUCGAAUCUGUGUUUGAAUCGAAAUCGUCCGAGUCGAUUCGGAUUCAGGCGGUGGAGAUCCUGUCGAGGCUCGCGGAGGCGGCUAGGGGGAUUUUGUCGGAGUUUGAGAACGCAGUGCUUCGCGAACCUUCUAAGGUCCCGGUCCCGGGUGGGACGAUUCAUCCAUUGACUCGGUAUGUAAUGAAUUACAUCAGUUUGAUAUCGGAUUAUAAGCAGACUUUGAAUGAACUUAUUGUGUCAAAACCCUCCACGGGGUCGCGGUACUCUGGCGACCCCAGCACCCCGGAUAUGGAGUUUGCCGAGCUGGAGGGAAAGACCCCUUUGGCUCUGCAUUUGAUUUGGAUUAUUGUGAUUUUGCAAUUUAAUUUGGAUGGCAAAUCCAAGCACUAUAAGGAUGCUUCAAUAGCUCACUUGUUUAUGAUGAACAAUGUUCAUUACAUAGUUCAGAAGAUCAAAGGGUCCCCGGAACUGAGGGAGAUGAUCGGUGACGAUUAUUUGAGGAAGUUGACCGGGAAGUUCCGCCAGGCGGCCACUAGUUACCAGAGAGCUACUUGGGUGAGCGUGUUGUAUUGUUUGAGGGAUGAAGGGUUACAUGUGAGUGGGAGUUUUUCUUCUGGGGUGUCAAAGAGUGCUCUGAGAGAGAGGUUCAAGUCUUUCAAUGCCAUGUUUGAGGAGGUUCAUAGGACUCAAGCUACUUGGUUGAUACCGGACUCUCAGCUUAGGGAGGAGCUAAGGAUAUCUAUCUCAGAGAAGUUGAUCCCAGCUUAUAGGUCGUUUCUUGGGCGGUUCAGGAGCCAUAUAGAGAGUGGGAGGCAUCCGGAAAAUUACAUCAAGUAUUCAGUCGAAGAUUUGGAAACUGCUGUAUUGGAUUUCUUUGAGGGGUACUCGGUAUCCCAGCACUUGAGGAGGAGAUCUCAAGUGGCCAAGUCUACAAGCCUGAAUACUUCUGCCCUCUUUGUCCCUUCAGCUGCCCCUCUCAAGUUGCAUUACGGUGCCUCUGCCAUCUCUGCUUCAGUUGAGGUUUCUCCAGAUGGCGUUCGCACAAUCCUUCCACAAAAGCUAACAAAUCGUUUUUCAUGCAAAGGUACUAUGAUAUCAAAUGAGUACCACGCGCAUCAUAGUUUCUGUGUCACAGGAAAAAUUCCCAUAACAGGGAAAAUGCUCAGGAUCCACUCUAUCAGGUACUAG